AUGAGCACGAACCAGGGCCCCCAGAACAGCCAAAUGCAAUACGACAAGAUCCUGGGGUACAUCGACUCUGGUAUCAAGGAAGGUGCCACCGUUCACACCGGUGGUAAGGCCAUUGACGAAGGACCUGGUGGAUACUAUAUCCAACCAACCAUUUUCACCGACGUCCGCCCAGAGAUGAAGAUCAUGUGUGAGGACAUAUUUGGUCCAGUCGUGGCCAUCGCAAAGUUCUCUUCAGAGGAAGAAGUAAUCAAACAGGCAAACAACUCCACAUACGGACUUGCCGCAGCGUGCCAUACCAAAGACUACGAGAGAGCAAUUCGCGUCACCAACGCCCUCCGGGCCGGCACGACCUGGGUAAACAUGUACAACCUCGUGCACUGGAGUAUCCCGUUCGGUGGAUACAAGGAGAGUGGAAUCGGACGCGAAUGUGGCGAGGCCGUGCUGGAGAACUACACGCAGACCAAGGCUGUGUAUUUUAACAUGGGGGUACCGUGUCCAAAGGUGUAG
Molecule: messenger RNA, 507 nt
Organism: Aspergillus versicolor CBS 583.65
Lineage: Eukaryota; Fungi; Ascomycota; Eurotiomycetes; Eurotiales; Aspergillaceae
Exons: 3
Coding region: 1-507 (168 amino acids)
Molecular function (GO): aldehyde dehydrogenase (NAD+) activity
Source: RefSeq, a predicted model, not a curated record